Molecule: messenger RNA, 723 nt
Organism: Drosophila willistoni
Lineage: Eukaryota; Metazoa; Arthropoda; Insecta; Diptera; Drosophilidae
Gene: Fkbp12
Product: peptidyl-prolyl cis-trans isomerase Fkbp12
Exons: 3
Coding region: 91-417 (108 amino acids)
Molecular function (GO): peptidyl-prolyl cis-trans isomerase activity
Source: RefSeq, a predicted model, not a curated record
GAUGUUUUUUCCAGCUCUAUAACAAACCCACGACACGAAACGUGCUACAUUUUUUUCUCUGCGAAAAAAAAGAAUUUAUUUGAAUUAAUAAUGGGCGUACAAGUAGUUCCAAUUUCUCCCGGUGAUGGCAGCACCUAUCCCAAGAAUGGCCAAAAGGUAUCGGUUCACUAUACCGGAACUUUGGACGAUGGUACCAAGUUUGAUUCUUCUCGGGAUCGCAACAAGCCAUUCAAGUUCACCAUUGGCAAGGGUGAAGUGAUCCGUGGCUGGGAUGAAGGUGUAGCCCAAUUGAGUGUUGGCCAACGUGCCAAGCUGAUCUGUUCCCCCGACUAUGCCUAUGGCAGUCGCGGACAUCCAGGUGUCAUUCCACCCAACUCCACCCUAACUUUCGAUGUGGAGCUGCUCAAGGUCGAAUAGAGUGUGAGAGAAAGAAAGAGUGUGUGCAUGUGUGGGGAAAGGGAGGAGCACCACCUGCUUGAGUGUGUGCUGCAAAGAGAGAGCACUGUAUAUAUACACCAAUACAGAAAAAAACACACGGACAGGCGCACUCCCAAUCUCCUGACCAAGACCACCAGCCAAUCAAACACAACAAACAAACCAAAACCAGAACAAUCCAACAGCAUUUUUGAAUUCUACUCAAAAUGAAAUUAGACUUAAUUAAUGGAAAACUGCAUCUUCUUAACGCCUACUAAAGAAAAAAUAAAACAUUUGAUUCAAAUCGAA